Mytilus trossulus (common blue mussel) is the source of this 1624-nucleotide messenger RNA. RefSeq lists its product as uncharacterized. The record is from RefSeq and is a predicted model, not a curated record. Bases 301 to 1023 code for a protein of 240 amino acids. NCBI's taxonomy places the organism in Eukaryota, Metazoa, Mollusca, Bivalvia, Mytilida, Mytilidae. The transcript is spliced from 4 exons.
UCAAGUUUGGAAAACAGAAAGAAAAAAAGACUCACAGCUUCUAACUUUGGCAAAAUUGUUAAACGAAAUACCAAACUCAAAAUUAAACCACUUGUUUCAGAAUUGUUAUAUUCAGGUUUCAAAGGAAAUGCUUAUACAGUUAAAGGACUGCAAGAAGAAAGAAAUUCAAUUCAUGAAUACAUUUUGAAAAAAGCUGAAUCUGGGGUAAAUGUCAACGUUGAAAGUAGUGGACUUAUUAUUGACAAAAAUCACAAAUUCCUAGCCUGCAGUCCAGAUGGACUUGUCAAUGAAAAUGGAGAAAUGGGCGUUAUAGAAAUUAAAAAUAUUCUGCAGAAAAAGAAUAUGUCAUUCAUUCAAGCAACGAAAAAAGUGUCAAAUUUCUGUUUACAAUAUACCGAUGAAAAAGUCCAGUUGAAAAAGAAACAUAACUAUUACUUUCAGUGUCAAGGCCUUUUGAAUAUAUCUGGCCUACCCUGGCUUGACUUCAUUGCAAGGUCUACUAGCCCUUAUCAGAUUCACAUAGAGAGGAUAUACAGAGAUGAGGUUCUUUGGAAUGAUACAAUGCUUCCAAAAUUAGAAGCUUUCUAUUUUUUGGCAUUAUUACCGGAAUUAGCUGCACCACGUUACAACAAAAGUCCAGGAAUUAGAGAACCUGGUGAUUGGUUUUUAGUCAACACUUCCAAGAAAAAAACAUGUACAAGAAACAGAAGAAAUCCAAGAAAAAUACCUGUAGCCAAGAAAAAAACUACAACAAGAAAGGAUACUGACAAUUCAACAACCAACAAAAACCAGAGUUCUAAGUGUUCGAACACUAAAUUUGUUGGUCGUAGAAUCAAACACAAGUGGACGGUUAACGAAGAAGAAAUUUGGUAUGAGGGAACAGUUUUAGCCGCAGUUUCUGGAAAAGAUGGUGAAAGAUUGGCAGAAUAUGACAUACUUUAUGAUGGUGAAGAUUCCAGUUGUAUAGUGAACCAUUUAGUUGAAGAUUUCAGAGAGUCAUCAGUGCAGUUUAUUGAUUUGUAAGGUUUAUUUAUUUUUUAUGGAACUCCUAUAAACCAAGAAUUUUAUAAUGGCACCAAGUUUUUUCUGGAAUAUCAGAAGUUUUUGAUGAAUGAAGAAGACUAUGAAGAAUUGAUUUUAAUUUGCCAAUAUAAGAUACUCAUAAAUGUUGAUACACCUGAGUGUUUACCAUUUGACAUUAGAUGUUACUUUUAAACUGAUCUGUAUGUAUAUACCGGUGUAUAUUUUUACUUUAUAAUUAAACAUCAUUUAGUAAAACUUUUCAUAUAUACUGAUUAGUUGAUUGACAUUGAAUGUAUUGUUUUUAUUGGUACUGAAAUUGUAAGACACACAUUGAUUGUGUCACUUGAAUUUUGUUUUUCAAAAACUUUCAGAAUUUUUUGAAGGAAAUCAUCUAAAAUUAUUUAUUACAUAUAUAGGCUAUAUUUGGAUUUAAUUUUUUGUUGUAAAAUUUUGUUGAAAUUUCACUUUGAAUUUGAUAAUGUAAUUGGAUUUCGAACACAUUACUGAACUUGCAUUAGAGAUUUUUAAAAGUGUGACACAUACAUGUAGGUAGAAGAGUAAAGAGUUACUAGUAGUCUACGGUUUGUAAUUGAUACUGUAU